AUGCAUAAGAAUGCUUCUUUCUUAAAAAAUCCAAUCAAUCCAUCAGUCUCUAAUCUAUUACAAGUCAGGGGAAGUUUUAAAAAAUUAAAUUACCUAUUCUAUACUAAUAUGGUGGAAUCUGCACAAAGAAGAUUUGAGGUCAAGAAGUGGAACGCGGUUGCAAUGUGGGCAUGGGACAUCGAGGUAGAAAACUGUGCAAUUUGUAGAACUCAUAUCAGCGACCCUUGCAUCGAUUGUCAAGCUAAUCAGCAAUCAGCUACCUCUGAAGAAUGCAAUGUGGCAUGGGGAGUUUGUAAUCAUGCUUUUCACUUUCACUGCAUUUCCCGUUGGUUAAAAACUAGGCAUGUAUGCCCACUUGAUAAUAGAGAUUGGGAAUUCCAAAGACUUGGUAAAUAA
Messenger RNA from Blepharisma stoltei, 396 nucleotides. The record is from the annotation of a GenBank genome assembly. NCBI's taxonomy places the organism in Eukaryota, Ciliophora, Heterotrichea, Heterotrichida, Blepharismidae.